CCUCCAUUUUAUUCGUUUCCUGUUUGUUUUUUAGUCCCCCCGUUUUAUGUUCCCUGCAUUUGCUUGCCCUGUAAUUCAACAUCACCUUGCAAACUCUUCAAGAUUUUGGAUGAAAUCUGGUUGGAUCUUGCUUUUGUGGGACGUGGAUUUUGGUGGGUCUUUUUUCCAUACAUAACUCUUCUUCUCCCUCACUCCUCCCCUAGCCUCCCCAUCCCACAAACCAUCCCCCUCCCCUCUCCGCCAUAACAAACGCCGGUCCUGUGGAAAAGCAAGCAACGCUCAUUCUCCUCCGCUCUGAUCUGUAUUUCCUAUCUCCCGCGAUUCUGGGUUUUGUCUUGCGUCCGGAAUCUAUGCCAAAUGGGAAUGGCCGCGGAGUCCCAAUUUCAUGUCUUGGCCGUAGAUGAUAGCCUCAUAGACAGGAAGCUGAUUGAGAGGCUGCUCAAGACCUCUUCCUAUCAAGUUACUACGGUGGAUUCUGGUAGCAAGGCUUUGGAGUUCCUGGGCUUGCGCGACCGUGACCAGAUCGACCCCGGCACGCCAUCGGUUUCUCCUGGCAGCCAUCAGGAGGUGGCGGUGAAUCUUAUUAUUACGGACUACUGUAUGCCUGGCAUGACAGGCUAUGAUUUACUCAAGAAAAUCAAGGAAUCUUCGUCUUUGAGAAACAUACCGGUGGUGAUUAUGUCGUCGGAGAAUGUGCCUUCAAGAAUUAGCAGAUGCUUGGAGGAAGGAGCAGAGGAGUUUUUUCUCAAGCCAGUGAGGCUGUCGGAUUUGAACAGGCUUCGACCCCAUUUGAUGAAGACAAGGUUGAAAGAACAAAAGCCUGAGACGCAAGAAAAUCCUGAAACCCCACUAGUUAAACCAGUUGAAAAUCAAAUUGCUGUGCAGCAACCUACACCACAGCCACAACUAGAUCAACAACAACCACAAUCACCACAAGCAGCCGGUAGUAACAAGAGAAAGGCCAUAGAACAACAGGGGCUUUCACCUGAGACUGACAGAACGAGACCAAGAUACAGUGACAUUGCCACAGUUGUGUGAUCAAUCAUGUGAAGUAUAUUUCUGAAAUUACAAUAUGUAAUUCUCAUAUGACCGUUUUUUUCUUUUUUUAAAAAUCCUUUUAACGUCUUAACUCCAGUGUUGGAUAAUAGAUGCUUUAUACGACUGUAGAGAGAGUUGCCUCCUGUACACAUCUCCUGGAAAAUCCGCUUCCAAUUUUGUUUCCUCAAACAUACCAACAAAAAAAGUAGAGAAAUUCAGCUGAUUUAUUUCGGUUGUC
Molecule: messenger RNA, 1276 nt
Organism: Neltuma alba
Lineage: Eukaryota; Viridiplantae; Streptophyta; Magnoliopsida; Fabales; Fabaceae
Product: two-component response regulator ARR9
Exons: 5
Coding region: 358-1038 (226 amino acids)
Biological process (GO): cytokinin-activated signaling pathway; phosphorelay signal transduction system
Source: RefSeq, a predicted model, not a curated record